ACAAGGCCGGAGGGAACAAGUUUGCCAAGGACUUUGAAGAGGGCAGCCAGAAGCUGCAGGAGUUUGUCAGUUUCCUGGAGAACCAGAUGCCUGUAGGGCCCCCUCUGCUGGAGGCUCUGGGAAACGCAGACGUCUUCUAUGAGAUGCAGUACAAGGAAGUCAAGAUCGUGGCCAGCGUGAGUAUCAACCAGUCAUUCAGUUAAUCUGAUCAUCAUCAAUCAAAUAAACAAUCUAAUAAAAAUAUAAUAAAUCGUUCUAAUUUUCAAGGCCUACAAAACCUUUGCCAACCGCGUGGUCAACCUCAAACGUAAACUGGACGCCCUCAAGUCCUCCCUACCCGGUCCAGAGGACUCCCCCAUCCCCUCCCCCUCUGAGGACGCUCCCUCACCCACCGGCUCUGACUCUCCCUUCCUGGGGCUUGGGGGAGGCCGAGGGGGGAGGCUGGGCUUUGACCCGGACCUAGAUGGGAGUGCCAUGGACGAGAGGGACAUGGGAGUGGUGAGAGCGGGGGACAACAGAGAUGUGGAGGACAUGGAUCUGUCUGAGGAGGAGAUGGAGACAGCCAACACAGGUGAGGAGAUGGUAGUAGAGCCAGUAGGGAAAUCUCAAUUAGACUAAACCUUGUCAAAAUAAAAAUGAACUAACACUUUAACCCCCUGUGUUUCAAUCAGCUGAGAAGCAGUCAUCAUCAGCCACCGUUUCCAAGGCGACCAGCUCCAAGACCGCAGCGAAACCCGCCCCUGUCAUACCCAUUCGAACCUCCACUGACUCCCCUCUCAAAAAGGCAGCCCCCUCUACCCCCACCCCGGUGACCCCCAGCACCCCUACGAGCGCGGGCGUGAGUGGCCCUAGCGGUCCGACCGCUCCUCUGGGAAUGAACCUGGCCAACGUGGACCUGGGCAAGAUCAGCUCCAUACUGAGCAGUAUCACAUCAGCCAUGAAGAACACAGGUGUGUGUGUGUGUGUCUGCAAGAUAAGCUGAAUUAAUAUAUUGAUACUGUGACACGCUGGUACAGAAAUUAUAAGAUUGUUCCCUCUCUCUCUCUCUCUACAUUUGUCUCCCUCAGCAGCCAGCCCCGUGUCUCGCCCCUCCCCUGGAACUCCCACCACCCCCUCUGGCCCAAUCAUCUUCCUCUAAAACCCCAGUUGGCCCCACCCCUCCUAGCCCAGCCCUGGCCAGCAUCCUGUCCAGAGUGAACGUCACCCCUGAAGGCAUCCUCAACGCCCUGUCAAAGACCCACACACAGGGUGAGACACACAACAAACAAACAAACAAACAAACAAACAAACAGAUAAGAUAGACUUUGAGAUGGGAAAUGCAAGGCUUCUGUUGGAAUUGUUUCAGCUCAUUUUGGGGGGCACUUGUUAUGUUGUGUAACUUUUGUAUCUGCUGGUGUAAUUAUCUCCAACCACCCACUCUCUCUCUCUCUUUCUUUCUCUCUCUCUCUCUCCCCACAUAUCUUUGUUUCCCUCCAUCUUCUCUUCUCUCUCCUCAGGUCUGUCCUCUCUGCUGAGGUCUGGUAGCUCCUCCUCCUCUGCCCCCUCCUCCCAUGCCUCCCCAGACUCCUCAGCAGCCAAGGGCCCCCCCACACCCACCACUCCCAGCAACACCAAACCCCCCCUGACCAACAGCCUCAAACGAGACACACCUGAGAAGAGCAGAGGAGCCAGGGACUGGGAGAAAAACCGAGAGGCCUCUUCUCCCCCCCCUCCUCCUCCUCCUCCCACUCUCCCUAGCCACUCUGUUUCUCCUCCCAGCCUAGAGUCUAAGAUCAACCGUUUCCUCCAGGGGAACCCAGGGUUCAGUCUGGGCCUGGGGGAUGGGAGCCCUCUGCUGGGGGGAGACGGGGUAGACGGGACCCCCGUCAGGGAUGAGAGCGGGGGCACCCCCACCCAGGACGAAAUCAUGGACACACCAGGGGGUGUCUCCUCCGACCCCCUUGGCCUCAACAGUGACCCCAAGAGCUUAGGGUCAUCCGUAGGUCACAAUCUUUCACCCACAGCCUACCGCAGUGACCCUUGGGACGCCGUCAUCACCCCAACAGGAAGCAGCAGCGACAGGGACUUCCUCUCUUCCUCUUCUCGUUUCCAAGGUUACGGAGUGGGGAAGAAGGCCGCCAAGCUGAAGGAGGAAGAUUUGAAGAGGAAGACUAGCUCUUCAUCACUGGGAAGCAGCAAGGUCAAGAAGGAUGGUCAGAACAGUCAGGGGAAGAGUCACGGGAACGACAGAUCAGUCGGCGGAGAGAGGAGAGUGUCCGUAGGUUCCCGCAAGACCAGCAGCGGGUCAGAGGAGGGAGGAAUGAGUGGAACGAGGGAUGAAAAGGGAAAGAGGGGAGGAGAGGAUGGUGGGGGCUCAUCUGACGGGGAGGGAGGGCAGUACCACCGUAUCGAGACGCUGGUGUCGCCUUGCACCGAGGGAGCACCUUUCCAAUCACUGGGGGGCUUCUCAAACCGCCAGCCAACCGGAGAGCGCAUCCAGACGGUGGAGAGCAUCCGCGUGAUUGGCCAAGGGCUGCGUCGCGGGGGUGGAGGGGAAGGGGGAAGGCCAGGUGGAGGGAUGUGGUACGAGGAGGAAGGGUACCUGGAUGCGCAGCCCCCCUCACCUUCCCAUCAGGGCGGCUCUGACGACAUUACUUCCCCCACCAUGCCUCCCCCGCCCCCACACCACCACCUUCCUCCUCAUUCUAAUCAACCUCCUCACCCCCACCCUCAUUCGCACGGCCCCCCACCCCAGUUCCAGAUGCCCCCCUACCAUGGGGAGAACCCCCAGGGUCCUCCCCCCUCACACCUCCACCAUCACCCCCCUCCUCCCUUCUUCAACUCCCCUCCUCCACCCAUCCCACGCCCUCCACCCCCUCCCAUGCCCCAGCUCCCUCCACCCCCGCGCAACUUCCUUCCCCCCUCGGCAGUCAUGGUAGGCGGGGUUCUAGUCCCCAUCGACCGCCAGCUGCCCCUCCCUCCCCAGGUCCGUCCAGAUGGAGGAGGAGACCGAGGGGGGAUGGGAGGGGGACCCAGGGGGGGUAAAGGUGGCCCCACUCCCCUCAUGUCCUCUCUGUUAGGGGAGCCCCCUAAGAUGCCUCGUCCCGGCACAGUCAAAGAGCAUUUCACCCCCCGCCACGCACCCCCUCUCCACCGCCCUGGCACCCCCGGUGCCCCGCCUCCCUUACUGGGCCGUGUCAAGGAUGGCCUCAACCUCCCUCCUCCCUCUCCCUCUCCCUCCUCCCCUCCCUCUCCCUCAGGUGACCCCCUGCCUCCUCGUCCCCAAGCUCCUCCACUCCAGCACCCUCCAGCUAGCCCCCCUGCCCAGCCCCGACACCCCAACCCCAACCAUCCCCGCCGUCCCUCGCCAUCCCUCCUGCGCCCCCCCCCCAACCCCCGCCCCCCCAUCAACUCCAUCCCCCAGAGACCUCUACUCCACCCUCGCGGCCCCCCUGCCCACCCGCACCUCAACCGAGAGCCACCCAUGUUCCGUGGGGGCAAGCGUCCUGGCCCUCCGUUCGGCGGGGGCCGAGGAGGUCCCUUCUACCCCCCCAAAAGACCUUUCUUACCCCCACGCUAUUGAAGUGUUAACCCACGAUAAGCUGAAUUGUAAGCAACCCACACACCUAGCUACCCGACACGGGGAGAAGAUGUGUAGAACCCUUCUGGUAUGAGCCCAGUCUGUCCUCACUAUGUUAAUCCUACUGGAGUCAUUCAUCUUACUACAUUUAGCUGAUCGCACCUUCACACAAGCUAGCUCGUCACCUCACCACAAUACAGUACCAGCUUAGUGCAGUGUUAUGGAUGAAAUAGGUAACCAAACCAAAUCUGCCUCCAAUCCCCAGGAGCGACAGUGUUCUCUGCUUCCCCUCACUAAAGCAGUGUGGGAAUAAUGGAGGUGUGAACUAGAAGGGAGACAACAAUCAAACAGAUCUAAUAGAAAAAGAAACAUCAGGUGGUUAUUCUAUUUCACUAAAAUUCUACUUACCUCCGGUAUUGUGUGAUUAAACUGAUAUAAACACUUUCAGAGAGAGAGAAGGAGGGAGGGGGGGAUGGGAUGGAGGGAGGGGGGUUUGAGGAAGAAAGUUGCUCCCUGAGAGUGUGUCCUAAAUACAACAAUUUUUCUCAACAGGAAGUGGUUAUCCAAAUGAGUGUUCACUUUAUGAUCAGUGUGCUGUUGUUGGAGUUUCUUGACGAUAACCCCAGCGUGCUCCCAGUGUAUCAUAUUGUAAAUAAUAACCUUGUUUCUCUCCUUCUAGAGGUUUCCAUGCUUUAGUCUCUCUUCCCUCUGUAUAUUUCUCAGCUUUUAAAUGUAUAGACUGAAUGAGUUGGCCAUGUUAAGACUAUUAAACCUUGGUUGUUUGUGUAAAGAGGACAAGCAUCGCUAUUCACUAACUUGUGAUUGACACGAUUGUGAAGAAGCCUUAGCUUUAGUGACACAUGAGGCAGAUGUUCAUGCUUCUCGUUGCUCCAACAAAACACCACUCUGUCCAUCUCCAUCUCUCCAAUUUGAGGCAGAGAGAGGGGAGGAGAGUGAAGAAUCGUCCAGUGUAAAGACACAUUUAGCUGAUAAUGAUGAGUUGUGGAGACUCACAGUAGUUGAGGCGGGUGCUUUAGAAGUUUGAACUAUGAACCCGCUGUGUCUCUGCUAGGCCAUCUCUACCUGUAUUGUCUUUAAUAAAAUACAGUUUCAACCCAACCAAGGGGAGGGUACUACUUUCUUUGAUACAGUCACAGUCAUGGAUACCGGUAAGAACCAGUCGCAGCAGUUAUCAUGGCUGCUGUUGUAUGAUAGAUAUUUUUUGUCUAGUUAUUCAAAGCUGAAUUGAAAUGCUGAAACAUUACUUAUAACAGUACAAACAAUGUCAUUUUUUUUCUCCAACUACUCAUUUGUUCUGAGUAGUUUUGGAUUUCUUGCUGAGAUUUUUGUUGUGUGUCUAACUUCACGUCAGAUGUAAAAUAUCUAUACUUGCCUAUGCACGUGCAGCGCACUCUAUCUAUCCAGUCCUGAAGUUUUUUUGUUUGUUACUUCUUCCCUUUUCCCUUCGUUACCUUUCCUAGAUUUAGUCUCUUGUUUUUCCUCCUUUCCUUCCUCUGACGCUGUACUUCCUGGAUCAACAGUUAGAACUGUAGAAUACCAAAUAACACCAAUGAAGAAGUGAUGAGUGAAUUAUCUGCAAACAUUCAUUACUCAUUAAGAUAAUGGGAAAACAAUGUAAAUGCUCAUCUAGAUUUCCUAUCAGUGUUAGUUUAUCAGUUUAUAGUGUUCUGCUAUAAAGUCUGAAUCGAAGCUACAACUCUGCUUGCUUUGACUAUAUAUAUGACGUGAUGCUUCUCUAUGUCACUGCUGAUAAUGACCAGAUCAACUCAGUCAGUUUGGUUUGUGUGCGUUCCCUGCUGUACAGUAGACUAAAUGACUUAUCCUCAGUUAGACAGACCGCUAGCCACCAGGAUGGAUUCAGAGAAUUCAUCAUUUUCUUUGAAUAGUUUGUUUAAAUAAUAUUGUCAUUCAAUGUACUCUUGAGUUUGAAAUAUGUUUGUUUGAAUAACCUUUGCGUGAAAAUGCUUAAGAUUUGAGGAAUCUAAUGGUGUGUGUAUAGUCUGCAUUAACUAUGUAAUGAUUCAGUCAUGAAGGGGGUGGCUGUGUUAUGUUUUUCUCUUCUUGAUUAGAUGCAUUGCUAUUAUUUUUGUUAUGAUCAUCAAUGAUGUUCUAUCAUUAAUCUUUUGAGUGUCCAAUCCUUUCCGAUGCUACUGCUCUCCUCUCUCUCUACCACUGGUCCUUCCUGUAGUUCAGUGAUUUACUAUGUUUACCAAUGACUGUCACAAUUUAGACAUACAGCCAGGCAUUUACUUCAUAUGAAUUCUUUACAGUUUAAACCACUCUCCAUGGAGUCCUACUGCAUGUGUUUUUAUUUUAAAGACAGCCUCUGCAAUUAUGAAUAUUCAAUACAUAAUCAACCCCUUGGCCUUACCUUUUAGGCACUUGUCGAUCUGGGAGGAUUACAUUGGCUAGAGGUGGCAUACACCUAUCAGAGUCAAGGUGCUGCUAUUACCGUAUUACACCUACCCAAUCCUUUCAUAUACGUGAAGUGCGUAGUAGGGACUAGGGGUUGAUUUAGUGACCGGAACAGGCAGAGUAACCACUCCCAUUGACCACAGAGCACUGACAUGAAGACCGUACUGUACCAUAUGGGUUAAUACCAGUGGUGGCUGGUGGCACAUUAAAUGGGGAGGACGGGCUCAUAGUAAUGGCUGGAACGGAAUAAAUUGAAUGGUAUCAAACACCUGGUUUUCCAUGUGUUUGAUACCAUUCCAUUAACUCCAUUCCAUCCAUUAUUAUGAGCUGUCCUCCCCUCACCAGCCUCCUCUGGUUAAGACUGAGGUAGUCACUGCCAUGCUAUUACACCCAUUGUGGGUUUAGUUCUAUUAUUGACUGUCUGAAGAUCCUAACCCAGAAGUGGGUUACCAUUUAUUGUUUUCCACACACACCCACACACACGUGUGCACACAGAAGUGAUUCCAUCCUACAGUAUCUACCAUACCCAUCUGCAUUCAACCUUUUCGAUUGACACUGAUUUUCUUGGUUGUGCAGCUCACAUCCUUGCACAGAGCUCUAGUCCACAUGUCUUUGCUGUCACAUCCAUAGUUCCUCCCAAACCAGUCCACUGCAUGAAUGACGCACCUUGACUCUGAUUUCACUGUCUGGCACAGAGCCGUUGAAAGCAUUGAAGUCUGUAACCUACCCACCCCGUAUUCAGUGCAAAGUCACUGCACAGUUCUUUACAUGUAUUACCCCUGUCCUGUUAAUGAAAGUUAGUUGAGAUAAUAUUGUAAUAUUACCACAUAUACUGUUCUGAGAAGACCUGAUAGGUGAAAGCAAUGUGGGGAAAGUGUGCUAAACGUAUUUGCGUUCACCGGUUUACUUAAUUCAGAUCAGUGUAGAUGAAGGAAAAGAUGUGAUGAGAGACAUUGAGAUGCUCUUUAUACAAACAUAAAUAGGUUUCACCCUAUGAGAAUACACAAGUCUCUUAGCUGUGUGGUGGUGGGGUUCCAAGUAUGAGAUACUGACGGUGAACAAGUAUUUAAUUGUGCUUGAUAAUGUCCCAUAUUUCAUGUAGUAGCCAAGGAGAAUGACAUUUCCCCUAGACACUGAUCUAAUAUCAGUUUUGAGUUUUACCCCUAAUGAGAUUUUGUCAUCAGUAUUUUGGGUAACCUGAUUCUAGGGCUCUAACUCAAUUUGUCUUUCUGUGAUUCCUCGUGUCCUAUCUCCUCACCCCCGUCCUCAAAUGUAUUGGAGGAGAAGGUCCAAGGUCCCUCUAAGGGCAUUCUACCCAUGGACUGGACCCAUUUCAGUGUGUUUUCAGUGACACUGCACAGGUGGUCCUAAGUCCCUAGUUAAAUUACUCUAGCGCCACCAAGCGUUCUUUCAAUGUUCUCUCUUAUACGAGCCAGUCUGCGUCACUUGCAGAUCCCCUUCUCUCUAAACUCAUAUUGACGUUUAUGUUAGUACAUCACCACUAUGAAACUCUCUGAAGUAUAUUUUACUUCAGUUAUUUACAUUUAUGUAGAAUAAAUGAAACUAUAUUUACUUGUAUAUCGGUAAAAUAAAAUUACCUACAAGUUAACUAUAAAUUAUUUAAAAACUAUUAUACACAAAGACGUCUACAAACACUAUGAGCUUGGAACCAAUAUACCUUACGUGGAAUGAAAUAACGAAACCCUAUUGAUCAUUUAACCAUGCGCUCCUUAGUGGUGUCUUGAACGUACGAAAUGAGAUGGCAGUGUCAAAGCUUCUCAAAGUAGACUUCAGUAAUGUUGCUCAACUGUCAACUAGUCUCUUACAUAGUCUCUCAAACUAAUCCUAGUUAUAGGCUACUUUAUAUUAAAACAAUGUAAACGAAAUAGGCUAUUCAUACUAUUCCUUCCAGAAGUCUGUUCAAAGUAGCCUAAUUUCUGCCUCACGUUACAGGCGAGUACAUUUGAGCUAUGUGCAUGUAAUAACCUAAUAAUGGUGCUCUGAGCUACAAUAUUCUCUGCUUUUCCUCUCUCUUCAUGCAGCCAAGCAAUGAAUGGAUAUGGAUCAAUUCUGUUCAGGCGCUGCACAGAUGCAGUGAUCUACUCACGUUGGGAUGGAUUUAUUGAACGCUCCACUCUUUUGAUCUUGGGCGUAAUUUGACUAAAUUUAGGAAUUGAGCAUGCCUGUGUUAAAUAGAUUCAGGUCAUUUUCAUGGCAAGCCGGUUUUAGAUGGAUGCUGUGAAGUUAGUCUCGUGUGCCUGAAAUGGAUCGCGGGCGCCACUGAGAUGUAUAAAUUAACGGUGAGCGCGCCUUUUUUUUGUUGACGCUCACCAACGUGCGCGCACUUGCUACUACAUCACAAGUUUCCGCCCUCUUCCCUUGCUCGCCAAUCACCUUUCUUCCCCAUCAACUUCAUUCUUCCGGUGUUAUGGCCGCUUGCAGCGUAAGAGACAACGAGUGUGAAAUGUUAUGAUUAUGGAAAUUUGUCGGUGAAACCGGUGAAUUAAGGAUGCUCGUGACUGUGCUGUUACGGUUUCCCGUCUGUCGGCCGUCAGUUCGGGCAGUGCUUCGCUCUCAGAGGCGUUAUAGCAAGGUGUGCAACCUUAUCAAACCGUGAUCUGUUAUGAAAUGUAGCUGUACUGACCAACUGAGUACAGUAUCAUUGGGUUGUGUAGCUAGCCUUCUCCAAAUCAGUGGCGUAACAUUUUCCUAUGACAGGUGUGGGCGUGUCCUCUGACAAACCAUUGGAUGGAUCUAUGAAUAGCCCAGAAGGUGUUCUGACGGCCAAACAAGACUGCACGAUAAUCUGUCAUGUAAUUUGUGUCUCUCUGUGUGACCACAAGGGUUUUUUGAGGGGUGUUUGGUGGGAAGGGACAGUUCUCAAUUAAGCUUAUUAUUGGGUCCUCUCUCUCUGAAAUAUGCAACUACUAAUGUAUGUUUGAUCAUAAUACCAUACGUUUUGUUAUGAAUUCCAUAUUGUGUAAAGAUUUGAUCUAUAAUGAUUACAUGGUAAUAAUAUAUAAUCCCGUUGUCUGUAUUGUUGUUGUUCACAUUGACCCCUGUUCUCUCUUCUUUCCUAUUCCCUUGUUUCCUACUUUCUCCUACCCUUUGCCUCUAGAUACAGGCGUCCCCUGCUCUGUCUGAGCGUGUGCGGGUAUUUGAGUCUCUCAGAGAGAGACGGGGCCAGCCGAGGACAAGCGGCGCCACAGAACAGGCCCUCAGCGUCCGAUUGGCUGAUGGCAGGACGGUGAAGGGCACCACAGGAGUGACCACACCCUCACUCAUCGCCCAGAACGCACGGUUAGCCUCUCAGACGUGUGUGUGUGUGUGUUGAUUCAGAAUCCUAAAAGUCAGGGAAGGGUUAUCCCCAGUGCUUGACUUGGAAUGAAAUAGUUGCUGGUACUUAUUUUGAGUACUGUUUAUAUUUCGGUGAAGGAACUCUGCAAUACUUUUGAGCUAAUAUUCAAUAAGAGGUGCAGGAACUCAAGCAGCAGAAAUGUUGAGGGGCCGGUACUCUGCUCCAGUGAGCUCCUUUCCAGGUCAAGCACUAGUUAUCCAAAAUGUUAUCCCUCAGAACACAUGUGCUGCGUUUAAACAGGCAGCCCAAUUCUGAUAUUUUUUCCACUAAUUGGUCUUUUGACCAAUCACAUCAGAUCUUUGCACAUCAGAUCUUUUUCAGAGCUGAUCUGAUUGGUCAAAAGACCAAUUAGUGAAACAAAUAUCAGAAUUGGGCUGCCUGUCUAAACGCAGCCUUAGUAACUCCAAUCUGAAAGCAAACACACCUAUGUGUCCCAUCUGUGUUUGCUUUCAGAUUGGAGUUUGGUCAAAUUGGAUAGGUGUAAGCAAACGUACAUUGACAUUAUCUCUAACCCUCUAACUCUCCAUGUCUGUGCAGUGUGAAAGGUGCUCUAGUGAGCAGGGUGAAUGGAGAGCUGUGGGAGCUGCUUCGCCCCCUGGAGGCUGACUGUGAACUACAGCUGCUGGGCUUCGACACCACAGAGGGCAAACAGGUACUUACUAAGAACAUUCCCGCAAUCAUCUAACCCGAUAGAAGAUCUUACAUGUGGAGCAGUCAAAGAUGCAGAGGUUGACCUCUUCUCUCUCUCAUCCCCUCUCGCUCAUCUCUUUCAUCUUUUCCCUUUCUGCCUCCCUCUCUCCCCCAGGCGGUGUGGAGGACAGGAGCGUGUGUAGUGGGGGGGGUGUUAGAGGGGGUGUUUGGGGCAGAGGUGUGCAGAGAGGGCGUGUCAGAGUCUGGCCUCUACUGUGACCACCUCCUGGAGAACAGGUAAGACAUUUCCCUCUUUAUAAUAUAAUUUAUAAUAAUAUAUGUCAUUUUGCAGAUGCUUUUAUCCAAAGCGACUUAGUCAUGCGUGCAUACAUUUUACCCCACUAACCAUCUCCUCAUCGUGUGGCGCCCCUUUAAGCCAGAACAGCUACUUUGAGGGAGGGAGGGAAGGAAGGAAGGAGGGAUGCAUUUGUUUUCUAACAGGGACCCUGACCUCUCAUUCUUCACCUUUGACCUCUGACCCAGUCUCCUAGUGCUCAGUAGGUUCCCCUGAGCUAGGUAGAGGAGAGCUGAAAGGAGGCCACAGUCUCACCUACUUUCUGACUCUCCCACGCCCACCACGUUUUUCACCUGUCUGAAUGAGGAUACACAUAUAUACAGUGGGGAAAAAAAGUAUUUAGUCAGCCACCAAUUGUGCAAGUUCUCCCACUUAAGAAGAUGAGAGAGGCCUGUAAUUUUCAUCAUAGGUACACGUCAACUAUGACAGACAAAAUGAGAAUUUUUUUUCCAGAAAAUCACAUUGUAGGAUUUUUUAUGAAUUUAUUUGCAAAUUAUGGUGGAAAAUAAGUAUUUGGUCAAUAACAAAAGUUUCUCAAUACUUUGUUAAAUACCCUUUGUUGGCAAUGACACAGGUCAAACGUUUUCUGUAAGUCUUCACAAGGUUUUCACACACUGUUGCUGGUAUUUUGGCCCAUUCCUCCAUGCAGAUCUCCUCUAGAGAAGUGAUGUUUUGGGGCUGUCGCUGGGCAACACGGACUUUCAACUCCCUCCAAAGAUUUUCUAUGGGGUUGAGAUCUGGAGACUGGCUAGGCCACUCCAUGACCUUGAAAUGCUUCUUACGAAGCCACUCCUUCGUUGCCCGGGCGGUGUGUUUGGGAUCAUUGUCAUGCUGAAAGACCCAGCCACGUUUCAUCUUCAAUGCCCUUGCUGAUGGAAGGAGGUUUUCACUCAAAAUCUCACGAUACAUGGCCCCAUUCAUUCUUUCCUUUACACGGAUCAGUCGUCCUGGUCCCUUUGCAGAAAAACAGCCCCAAAGCAUGAUGUUUCCACCCCCAUGCUUCACAGUAGGUAUGGUGUUCUCUGGAUGCAACUCAGCAUUCUUUGUCCUCCAAACACGACGAGUUUAGUUUUUACCAAAAAGUUUUAUUUUGGUUUCAUCUGACCAUAUGACAUUCUCCCAAUCCUCUUCUGGAUCAUCCAAAUGCACUCUAGCAAACUUCAGACGGGCCUGGACAUGUACUGGCUUAAGCAGGGGGACACGUCUGGCACUGCAGGAUUUGAGUCCCUGGCGCCGUAGUGUGUUACUGAUGGUAGGCUUUGUUACUUUGGUCCCAGCUCUCUGCAGGUCAAUCACUAGGUCCCCCCGUGUGGUUCUGGGAUUUUUGCUCACCGUUCUUGUGAUCAUUUUGACCCCACGGGGUGAGAUCUUGCGUGGAGCCCCAGAUCGAGGGAGAUUAUCAGUGGUCUUGUAUGUCUUCCAUUUCCUAAUAUUUGCUCCCACAGUUGAUUUAUUCAAACCAAGCUGCUUACCUAUUGCAGAUUCAGUCUUCCCAGCCUGGUGCAGGUCUACAAUUUUGUUUCUGGUGUCCUUUGACAGCUCUUUGGUCUUGGCCAUAGUGGAGUUUGGAGUGUGACUGUUUGAGGUUGUGGACAGGUGUCUUUUAUACUGAUAACAAGUUCAAACAGGUGCCAUUAAUACAGGUAACGAGUGGAGGACAGAGGAGCCUCUUAAAGAAGAAGUUGCAGGUCUGUGAGAGCCAGAAAUCUUGCUUGUUUGUAGGUGACCAAAUACUUAUUUUCCACCAUAAUUUGCAAAUAAAUUCAUUAAAAAUCCUACAAUGUGAUUUUCUGGAUUUUCUUUUCUCAUUUUGUCUGUCAUAGUUGACGUGUACCUAUGAUGAAAAUUACAGGCCUCUCUCAUCUUUUUAAGUGGGAGAACUUGCACAAUUGGUGGCUGACUAAAUACUUUUUUUCCCCACUGUACAUACAUACAGUACCAGUCAAAAGUUUGGACACACCUACUCAUUCCAGGGUUUUUCGUUAUUUUUACUAUUUUCUACAUUGUAGAAUAAUAGUGAAGACAUCAAAACUAUGAAAUAACUCAUAUGCAAUAAUGUAGUAACCAAAAAAGUGUUAAACAAAUCUAAUUAUAUUUUAUAUUUGAGAUUCUUCAAAGAAGCCACCCUUUGCCUUGAUGACAGCUUUGCACACUCUUGGCAUUCUCUCAACUAGCUUCAUGAGGUAGUCACCUGGAAUGCAUUUCAAUUACAGGUGUUAACUGUACAUACAGUUGAAGUCUGAAGUUUACAUACACUUAGGUUGGAGUCAUUAAAACUCGUUUUUCAACCACUCCACAAAUGUGUUGUUAACAAACUAUAGUUUUGGCAAGUCGGUUAGGACAUCUACUUUGUGCAUGACACAAGUAAUUUUUCCAACAAUUGUUUACAGACAGAUUAUUUCACUUAUAAUUCACUGUAUCACAAUUCCAGUGGGUCAGGAGUUUACAUACACUAAGUUCACUGUGCCUUUAAAUAGCUUGGAAAAUUCCAGAAAAUGAUGUCAUGGCAUUAGAAGCUUCUGAUAGGCUAAUUGACAUAAUUUGAGUCAAUUGGAGGUGUACCUGUGGAUAUAUUUCAAGGCCUACCUUCAAACUCAGUGCCUCUUUGCUUGACAUCAUGGGAAAAUCAAAAGAAAUCAGCCAAGACCUCAGAAAAAAAAUGGUAGACCUCCACAAGUCUGGUUCCUCCUUGGGCGCAAUUUCCAAACGCCUGAAGGUACCAUGUUCAUCUGUACAAACAAUAGUACGCAAGUAUAAACACCAUGGGACCACGCAGUGGUCAUACCGCUCAGGAAGGAGACUCGUUCUGUCUCCUAGAGAUGAAUGAACUUUGGUGCGAAAAGUGCAAAUCAAUCCCAGAACCACAGCAAAGCACCUUGUGAAGAUGCUGGAGGAAACAGGUACAAAAGUAUCUAUAUCCACAGUAAAACUAGUCCUAUAUCGACAUAACCUGAAAGGCCGCUCAGCAAGGAAGAAGCCACUGCUCCAAAACCGCCAUAAAAAAGCCAGACUACGGUUUGCAACUGCACAUGGGGACAAAGAUCGUACUUUUUGGAGAAAUGUCCUCUGGUCUGAUGAAACAAAAAUAGAACUGUUUGGCCAUUGUUAUGUUUGGAGGAAAAAGGGGGUGCUUGCAAGCCGAAGAACACCAUCCCAACCGUGAAGCACGGGGGUGGCAGCAUCAUGCUGUGGGGGUGCUUUGCUGCAGGAGGGACUGGUGCACUUCACAAAAUAGAUGGCAUCAUGAGGAAGGAAAAUUAUGUGGAUAUAUUGAAGCAACAUCUCAAGAUAUCAGUCAGGAAGUUAAAGCUUGGUCGCAAAUGGGUCUUCCAAAUGGACAAUGGCCCCAAGCAUACUUCCAAAGUUGUGGCAAAAUGGCUUAAGGACAACAAAGUCAAGGUAUUGGAGUGGCCAUCACAAAGCCCUGACCUCAAUCCUAUAGAAAAUGUGUGAGCAGAACUGAAAAGGCGUGUGCGAGCAAGGAGGCCUACAAACUUGACUCAGUUACACCAGCUCUGUCAGGAGGAAUGGGCCAAAAUUCACCCAACAUAUUGUGGGAACCCAAGUUAAACAAUUUAAAGGCGAUGCUACCAAAUACUAAUUGAGUGUAUGUAAACUUCUGACCCACUGGGAAUGUGAUUAAAUAAAUCGUUCUCUCUACUAUUAUUCUGACAUUUCACAUUCUUAAAAUAAAGUGGUGAUCCUAACUGACCUAAAAUAGGGAAUUUUUACUGGGAUUAAAUGUCAGGAAUUGUGAAAAACUGAGUUUAAAUGUAUUUGGCUAAGGUUUAUGUAAACUUCCGACUUCAACUGUGUGUGUAUAUAUAUGUAUAUAACGCCAAGGGGGGUGAAUACUUUUGCAAGGCACUAAUAUAUAUAUAUAUAUAUAUAUAUAACACUUAUAUAUUAAUAUAUAACACUUAUAUAUUAAUAUAUAACACUUAUAUAUAUUUAUUUUUAUUUUUUUAUGUAAAAAAAAUAUUAGUGCCUUGCAAAAGUAUUCAUCCCCCUUGGUGUUUUUCCUAUUUUGUUGCAUUACAACCUGUAAUUUAAAUGGAUAUACACACACACACACACACACACAGAGAGAGAAGCAGUACUAACCCCUGGUCUCUCUCCCAGUGCCCUGUCCCUAGCUGAGCUGGAGGAGAGAUGCAAGGAGGCCGCUGGCCAGAAGCUUCCUCUCUCCAGACUGGAGCUGAACACACAGGAAGUUACAGAGCUCUUCCAGGUCAGAGGUCACUGGCUCUGUUUGUCUGUCAUUGGCUGCAUCUGAAAUGGCAUCCUGUUUCCCUAUAUAGGGAAUAGGGUGCCAUUUAGAUGAGACAUUAGCUGGCAUUACAGUUAUGGCCCACAGUAUUCUAGAAUGUAGGUGUGUUGCUCGGCUCCUACCUGUAGCAGCUUCUGGAAUUGACUGUUUACAUGUGUUGUCUUUAACCACUGCCUGUAAUGGUCAUCAUCUAGGAAUGUCUCUAAUUCAAGGGGUGUGGCCGUGAUACAAUAGUGUGUGUGUGUGUGUGUGUACUAACUGAGUGUGUUCUGUCAUCUAGGACAGAGCUCUGAGACUCCAGUUGAUUGAAGAACAGAUGAGUGGUCCUACUGUCACAGUGUACAGGUUUGUUGCUCAACAUUUCACAGCCUGAUACAACACAUACUCACCACAUGGUAACGCUACAGUCAUGGUCUGUGUUUUUAAAGAGAAAUUACUGGAUACGCUAGGAUGACAUAUCCAUCUCUUCCUGUUCCGUGUGUGGGUCAGGUGUGGCGACAGCAUAGGAGUCUGCAAUGGUCCUCUCCUCCCUCACACUGGUCUCCUCAAGGUCUUCAAGAUGCUGCAGGUACGUGUGUGUGUGUGUGUCAGCCUCCCUGCCUGUAUAUCAGUUCAGUGAGGAAUAUACAGUUCUUGUCUUCUCCUCAUGACAUCUAAACUACGCUGGACGUAAAACUGAAUGUACAGGAUUAAAGAAAGCACAAGUUAAAUGGGUUUCCAUCGCAUUUUCAUCUCUACUGAUGGUUUUGUCAUAAACAAUGUAGCGAAUGUGCCCUCUCUGGUAUUGGCACGUGUGCUGUAGCCAACAGCUGGCAGAUACAGUGCGGGUAUAGCUUACAUGAUGAGAUUAUUAUGAACAAAAGAGCGAGGUUAUUUUGAUUUGUAAACGGCAGCCAAGCAUCAGACCCUUGAUACAAUUUGAAAGGAGCAUCAAGCUCAUCACCUUGCAUUCACCACCAUCUGAAGUUCAUUAGAACUUAUUUCAUCUGUACUCUAAUAAACUGCAUGCUUUCCCGACGUGUCGUAGUGGGAGGACCACACAGACUUGUCAUCACGUGACUCCAAGUUUACUUCGAUAUGAUGGUUGUUAUAUAAAUAUUUGCGCAUAAAAGCAUUUCCACCGCCAUUUAAUUUUAUCGCAUUAUUCAUUUUACAGACACAAAAAGAUCCCACCUUGUCUAGUGUAUUUUGUUUUGUCUACAUUUGGAAAGUUUACAGAGAAAUGUGCUGUUUCUGUCCGGCCUGUCAUGACAUUUAUUAUCCAAUAUGUACUUUACUCGCAUAAAAAGGUUGAAUGGAAACCUGGUUACUGUUUAACUCGUAACAUGGGCUGUGACAUUACCAUGCAAUAUAGCCAUUAACUCUGACCUCUUCCUGAUAUUAAUGUAUAGUGGGACUGCGCUGGUCACACUGGAAAUUCCUUACUGGUAAUUGACAGUCACUUGGCAGUCACUGGCCAGUUAAAUGAUGCACUGGAGACUAACAAGUCAGAACAACAUGACACACUGAAGACAAGCGGAACAAAACGCUGCUUGUUUUUUUCCUAGAAGCAUUAGAGCUGUAGCGUGCUAACCCGUGAUGUCAACCAUGACCUAUUUGCUAGCGCUGAGCAAUUAGUGCUUGAGGUCUGUUCGGUUUCAGUUUGAUUCUACAAAAAUAAUUGCGCUUUUCGGUUUCAGUAUUAUUUUUUUGAUAUUAAAUGCACUGCAUUAUGUGGGUUGAAUGCUGUAACAACACACAAUACAAUUCCUAUGAUGGUAGUGAAUGCCCAUUACUGCUUAUCACCUAUUAACCAUCAUUUAUUCACAUUACUUUAAUAAAAUAUUUGUUUUAUUUGAUGACUUUAUUAUUUCAUUCCAAGUCAUCAUCUCAUCUCUAUAAAGCUGCUGCCUAUGCUGUGUGACUAAAUCACUAUUUUAGUAGUUCUUCAAAGUAAAUAAGGUGUGCUUUUAUGACUGCUGAAUACCAACAAUCAAUCACUUAGAUCAUGUAUUUUCAGGUAGAGAUACCUCACGAAGCAACUGCUUUCUAUCACUCUUGAUCGCCCGUUCUCUCUUUUCUAUAUGUCUGCUCCACACAAACCGGACAAGUAGGCGGGUGCGCAAUGGAUUAUGGUCAUUUUAGUUAAUUACCACGUUUUCUGCACUAAACUAUGUAGAAUAUUGGCCUGUUGGAAACUACAACUCCCUACUACAUCGCACAGUUCAGGCAUGAUCUGAUUUAUCUCUAGAGAAACUGCAUUGAGCUCACAGAAUAAAUUAUGAACUAAAUGGAAUUCAAAUAAUUGAACCGACGUUGGUCAAUUAGCUGUUUGGUUAAUCGCUCAGCACUACUAUUUGCUUUCAUGCUGUUGUGUUGUGCUGGGGAAAGUGGAAAUUUCCAUACUGGUGUUGUACUGGUCAGAAUGGAAUUUCCACUCUCCAUGCUGGGAGAGCAAUAGCCAUUGAAACAAUACCAGAAGCAGGAUGUUGUGAUUGUAAUGGCCAGUUUCCUGCCCCCGCCAAGUUAAAUCCUGUCGAUCUCUAUUGUCCCAAGGGGAAACGCAGCCCCUACCCAUUAUCUGUAGAGCAGUGGUUCCAAAAUGGCGGCUAUGGAACAAAGAUGGCCGGGACAUACCGUAUAUGUACUGAACAAAAAUAUAAAUGCAGCAUGUAACAAUUUCAAAGUUACAGUUCAUAUAAGGAAGUCAGUCAAUUGAAAUACAUUCAUUAGGCCCAAAUGUAUGGAUUUCACAUGACUGGGAAUACAGAUAUUCAUCUGUUGGUCACAGAUACCUUAAAAAAAAAGGUAGGGCCGUGGAUCAGAAAACCAGUCAGUAUCUGGUGUGACCACCAUUUGCCUCAUGCAGCACGACACAUCUCCUUCGCAUAGAGUUGAUCUCAUCACGGUAUCUCUGUGCAUUAUAAUUGCCAUCGAUAAAAUGCAGUUGUGUUCGUUGUCCAUCCUUAGCUUAUGCCUGCCCGUACCAUAACCCUACCGCCCCCAUGGGGCACUCUGUUCACAAUGUUGACAUCAGCAAACCACUCACCCAAUCAACACCAUACACGUGAUCUGCGGUUGUGAGACUGGGUGAACGUACUGCCAUAUUCUCUAAAAAGACUGCUUAUGGUAGAGAAAUGAACAUUCAAUCCUCUGGCAACAGCUCUGGUGGACAUUCCUGCAGUCAGCAUGCCAAUUGCACGCUCCCUAUAAAACUUGAUACGUCUGUGGCGUUGUGUGACAAAACUGCACAUUUGAGGGUGGCCUUUUAUUGUCCCAAGCACAAGGUGCACCUGUGUAAUGAUCAUUCUGUUUAAUCAGCUUUGUGGUAUGCCACAUCUGUCAGGUGGAUGGAUGAUCUUGGCAAAGGAGAAAUGCUCACUAACGGGUGUAAACAAAUUUGUGCACAAAAUUUGAGAGAAAUAAGCUUUUUGUGCGUAUGGAACAUUUCUGGGAUCUUUUAUUUCAGCUCGUGAAACAUGGGACCAACACUUUACAUGUUGCGUUUAUAUUUUUGUUCAGUAUAUUUCUCUUUUCUGCUACUCUCUCUUUCUUCUCUGUCCCCCCCUCUCGCUGUUCAGGUGUCUACCGUAACGUUGACCAAUCCUGUUGGCUCGUCAGGUGUGAUGCGUGUGAUGGGUGUGGCCUUCCCAGGAGAGAGGGAGAGGGAGGAGUGGGAGAGGGAACAGGAGGAGGCACGGAAGAGAGACCACAGACGCAUUGGCAAGGUGAGGUGGAGAGGGAAGAAAAAAGAUCUAGGUCCAAUACGCAUAGAAAUAUAAACAACUGGAGACACCCGUCCUUUUUGGAGACUGGUUAUUAUUGGCACGGCAGCGCUACUGUAGCUAGCAGAAUAGUGUAGAAGCUAUUGCUAACUAGCGAACUAAACUAUUUUAGUAGGCUAGCUAAGCAUCUUGGCUAACUGUGAGGCAUGUGCUACGGUGUCUCCAAAAUGGAGCGUAUACUGAUAUGGUAACGUGUGUGUGUGUGUGUUGCCUCCAGGACCAGGAGCUGUUCUUCUUUAAUGACGUCAGUCCUGGAAGCUGCUUCUUCCUGCCUAAAGGAGCUCACAUCUACAACACACUCACUGACUUUAUCAAGGUAACACACGCACACACAAAGACGCAUCACCAUUUUUAUGCUGGAAUUAUUAUUUAUUUGUAUUGAUAUAAAAUAUAAAAUGGACAGUAACAUACACACAAACGUACUAUACUUACCAAUCCUUACUUAGCUACUACUUCUACAAAAUACAUCCAAGAUUCACAGGAAGCCCAUCUCUGCAGCCAACUCCAACACCCCCGGAAUGGCUUGUAGUUUUUCCCAUCUCUUCAUCAGAAAAAAGCCACUGGUCUCCUGGGCCCAGUUUUUCAAAGGUUAUUUAUCUGUAUUUUGCCUAUCGGAUAGUGUUAAAUGCAUAGAAAUAGAGUGAAUAGAACGGUGAAAUCAUUCACUUGAAUUAGGAGUCCCGUUACGCUUAUCAACCAAACAUUCUAAAUUCAAACAUUCUACCAACUUCGCUUUGGUUGACUUAGGGGUGCGUUCGUAAAUUCACUCUGGCUAUCUACUCCGAUUUCAGAGCACUCGUCUGAGUGUGCCAGAGCACAGAAUAACUGAUGAAUUUACGAACGCUCAACACCCGUCGAAUAUGAUCUGUGUCAGUAAGCGUCGGCAAAAAAAGCGUAAGUAAAUUGUUGCCAGCAGCACAGUUACAGUCACCAACGCUCUUGAUAACAUGAAAACAACCUAACCAGCUCUGCUAGGGUGAGUGAAAUGGUCAGAGUGAGUGUCCUCUCAUUUGUGUCUGGAAGUAGCUAGCAAGCUAGCCAACGUUAGCCAGUUAGCUUGGGUGCUUGACUGCCGUUGUGUGGUCAGAACGCUCGGAUCAACCCUACUCCUCGGCCAGAGCAUCCAGUGUGUGCUCUGAACGCUCCGAGAGCGAGAUGCUCUGAAUUUACAAACGGACAAUCUGACAACGCUCUGAAUUUACAAACGCCCAGAGCACGCUCUGGCACUCCAAGUGAAUUUACAAACAACACUCUUAGUAUUUUUUUAAUGAUUUUAGAAUAGAAUGGCCACGACAAUCAGCAAAGUACGCUUGCACGUACACACACACACACACACACAGCCGCUCAUUCAGACAUCUUUACCCUGACAGUAACCUCAGGGAUACUCCUGUUGUGGUCAGUAGUCAGGAAAUCACCCCAAUUACUACACUGUGACUGUCUGUUCUCCAAAUAACCAUGGAUAACACACGAGCACACACACACAUAGAAUAAAUCUGUCUGUAAUAAUUAAGUUGUUACAUCUCUCUCUUCCUCCCUUUCUCUCCCCCCUUCUCCAUGACCCCUCUUCCUCCCCCUCCCUCCCUCCUCCCUUCCUUCUGUCCACCCCCCCCUCUUCUGUCCAUACCCCCCCCCAGACUGAGUACAGGAGGCGUGGCUUCAAUGAGGUUGUGACCCCUACUCUAUACAGCACUGCAUUGUGGGAGCGUUCGGGUCACUGGGAACACUACAGUGAAAACAUGUUCACUGUGACCGGUGACACACACACCUACGCACUCAAACCCAUGAACUGCCCUGCACACUGGUGAGAACACACACACUUACGUUCUCGCUCAUACUCAGCCCCACACGUUGGUCAGGGACGUCUCACAAACACCUCUCUCUGUUUCAGUCUGAUGUUUGAGCAGCGUGUAAGGUCAUGGAGGGAGCUCCCGUUGCGUUGGGCCGAUUUCGGGGCUCUGCAUCGGAACGAACUGUCCGGCGCUCUGGGUGGUCUCACCCGGGUCCGCAGGUUCUGCCAGGACGACGCACACAUCUUCUGCACUCCUGAACAGGUACACACACACACACACACAAAGACAAUUCCUGUCAUUUUGAACCUUUUUGGAUAUUUGUCUCACAUUUUCCACCCCGGAAAGUCCUAGGACAGCAGACAGUGGGAGAAAGUGGGAUUGUAUCCCUGACUCCCCCAAUGAUCCCCCUCAUCCCAUUAAACCACAUACACACACACACACACACACACACACACUUGUGCUUAUACACACACUGAUUCACAUGAUAUUGUGAGGUUUGUUUUCCACUCUGGCUAAUCCAAUCACUGGAACACUUCACUGGAACAGUCAAUAAAUCAACUGUUCCUCCUCACUCAUCUCAGAGUUAACCCUUAACCCCUAAAGCCCUGGAGUAAUCUCUGGGUUAACCCUUAACCCCUAAAGCCCUGGACUCAUCUCUGAGUUAACCCUUAACCCCUGGACUCUCCAGUUUCACAUCUGUCUAUUUAUAAUGUAUUUUACAAUAUUGUAUUUACAUUCUCUAUUCUUCUGUCUCCACCACUCUGUCCUCCUUAUCUGGCUGUACUCCUGCCCCCCAAUCCCUUCCUCUGCCUCUCUUUCUCCCUUCACUCUAUCCCCCCCCUCCCACUCUCUCUCUGUCUCUGUCAGUUGGAGGAGGAGAUCAUAGCGUGUUUGGAGUUUGUGAGGAGUGUUUAUCGAGUGUUUGGAUUCUCCUUCCACUGUCUCCUCUCCACCCGACCUACACCCUGCCUGGGGGAGCCUGCACUGUGGGACCACGCUGAGCAGGUACACACAGACACACACAUACAGACAGAUGAACACAGAGCCAGCUGUGUAAAUGUGUGUUUACUGUCCCACAAGUGAGGCUAUAAAUCACAGUACAUAGCCUCCUCUACUGUAAGCAUAAUGACAUCACAUAAUGAGAGACACUUAUCCAAUCAGUGUUGAUAUAUGGCCAUGUGGAUGUAACAGAAAGUCAAAGCCCUGUCUGUUCUGUGGCUGCUGUCUAUGCUCCCUGCCUCUCCCUGUGUGGAUAAAAGCUCAGGAAAUGAACAAAGAGAAGAGAAGCUCAAUUAAGAAAUAAGAUCCUUUUUCUCUGUCCCACUUUCUUCCCCUCUUCCCUCUUUCACUCCCCACCCCUCCCUCUUGUCCCCCCGCUCUCCUCUCUCUACCUCUCUCUCUGUCUCUUUCUCUCUGAGCAGCAGUUGGAGAGGAGUCUGCAGCAGUUUGGAGAGCGCUGGCAGCUCAACCCAGGAGAUGGAGCGUUCUACGGGCCAAAGGUCAGUUACACAGGACCCUUCUGUCUGAACGCUGCACCCCCCCUGAACAGAGCCCUGUUAUUAACACUCACACACUCCCACAUCUUCCUGUUGUCCUAGAUUGACAUCCAGAUCAAGGAUGCCAUUGGUCGACAGCACCAGUGUGCCACCAUCCAAUUGGACUUCCAGCUGCCAAUCAGAUUUGACCUUCAGUAUGUGGGGUGAGUCAGUCAUCUGUGUCAGUUUAACCUGUGUGUUCUGGGAUGUUCCCUGAUGCAGCUUCUGCUCUUAUCUAACUGAUACAUGUAAUUGGAUUGCAUGUGGUUGGAAACAUUGUUAUUAGACUGAGGGGAAUUUAAAGCUAGAAUCCUUAGUUGCUACAUCCAUUUUUGGACUAAUUUGAUUCUUGAAGAAUAUGUUAUGCCUCAUGUUCUUAGUUCAACUGUCGUACCCCAUCAGAACCCCAAAUAGAAGCUUGUUUUACGCCAAUGUUUGUAAACAACAUACAUGUAAACACACUGUAUAGCCACAAAACAUGUUUCAAAACAAAUGUUUAUAUCAUGGAUGGUCAGUCCUUGCAUCCAUAACUCUGAAUUUCAGAGUGGUUACAUUUCUCCUGGCCCAUCCCUUAGCUUUUGACCGAAACAGAGGCGGGGUGUCCACUUUGUUAUUGUUUCAACUGCAGAUUGUAGCUUUAAAAGAUUGAAGUGAGCCUCAUUAUUAAGCACAUGCUGCACCAGUUUAUUUUCUUCAUGCAAAUCCCUCCUCUCCAUCUCCUCUACCCCUCUCUCUCUCUCUCUCUUCCCUCUCCCUCCCUCUCUCUCUCAGAUCUCUCUUCAGGUCUCUCUCUCUCUCUCUAUAAUUCACUCCUCUCUCUCGUCUUAUCCUCUCAUCGCUCUCUCUGUCUAUCAUCUCUCUCUCUCUCUCUCUCUCGUCUCUCUUCUCUUCCUCUCUCUCUCUUCCUCUCCCUCGCUCUCUUUCACCUUCUCUCGCUCUCUCUCUCAGGGGGGAUGGAGAGACCCACAGACCAGUGAUGGUCCACAGAGCUGUUCUGGGAUCACUGGAACGCAUGAUCGCUAUAUUGGCCGAAUUUCUGGGGGGACUGGUGAGAAGAUUCGCGUUUGUACAUCUGUGAUUGAUCUAUUAAAUAUGGCCAUUAGAGAAGCUUUUCCAAGCGGACUACAGUGCAUACAUUUUUUUAUUUUUAUUUUUUUGGAGGUGUCCCGGGAUCGAACCCACUACCUUGUACAAGCGCCUGUCUACCGAUGACUACUAGAUGGAUGACCCAUUCAUCUAAAAUGAUACAGUUUCAAUGUUUUGGUUACCCACAUUUCUCUUCCUCUUACUCACUCAGUUUCUCUUUCCCUUCUGUCUCUCUCAGGCCUCUGUGGUUGUCUCCAGCGCAGGUCAUGAUUAUUCCUGUAGGGGGCGGUAGUGAGUCGUAUGCGCAACAGGUCAGUACUCAUCAUAUUAGAUCUGGGGCCGUAUGUAUCAAGCAUCUCAGAGUAGGAGUGCUGAUCUAGGGUCAGUUUUGCCUUUUGGAUCUUAAUACUUAAGAUUACAUGAACAGGAGGAACCUGGUCCUAGAUCAGCACUCCUGCUCUCAGACACAUGAUACACAUGGCCCCUGUACUGCAGGCUGAAAUCAAACCCCCAUACACGCGACCAAACACAACAUCACUCAGCACACAUCAAAAGCUGUAUCCCUCAGUGACUCAAAGAUCGAAGGAUAAUCCAAACACUGUACCCACACACCAUUCAUCAACACUCUGAGAAGGACUUGAUUUGAGGGUAAUUUUUGUGACCAGGUUUUAGUUUAUUUAACACAUGGGAACCAACAAUGAAACACAGCUAGGUACGUACAUGCCACUACUCACAUAUCAAUAUUUUCUGCAAGUUACAUCUGUCACAUGAUUAAUGAGCCAGCAGCAGCUAAGACCAGACCCAGCAGAUGACAUGUAAUAUAGACAUGUAAUGUUGGACAUUUAAAGCCUCAGAGGCCUUUAUCAGGACACGGAUCCUGUUUCUCUCUAGACUUGUCUUGUAAAAAGCCUGGCAGUCACAACAUUGACGAUACAUCCUCCUGUAUGUAAUGUAUAUGUAGCCCCAGGGGAGGAGAGUAUCAACACUGGUGAUCUGGGGUUUGUCAUGAUGAUACAUAGACAGGUAAUACAGCCACCAGAGUCUCGGCCCUCAGGGUGGAAUUUAAAAGGUGCCGUCCUUACUGUUAUUCUACCGUAGCCUGGUUCCUAUCUACUCUACCACCACUGUGAGUGAUGUGUGUUUUGCUCUUGUUAAGGUGGUCCGACAGUUCCGCGAGGCCGACUUCAUGGCUGACGUGGAUGAUGACCAGGGUGCCACCUUAAAUAAGAAGAUCCGCUCUGCACAGCUGGCCCAGUACAACUACAUAUUUGGUAAGAGUGCGUGGGUGAUCACGGAUGAGAUUACUGUAGAUUCUAAAUGAACUGACACAGCUUGUAAACAUGUUAAUUCAAUAAUUGUUUAUUUCUCUCUUUCCGUGUGUGUUCUGUGUGUGUGUCCAGUGGUAGGAGAGAAGGAGUGUGUGAGUGGGACAGUAAGUGUGAGAACCAGAGGGGGUAAGCAGCUAGGGAGGAGACCGACAGAAGAGGUCCUGGCAUCACUCACACACCUACGAGACACACGGAGCAACCUGGAUGACUUCUAACACACACACACCUGUUGUAGAUGAAGAAUUGCUCACUGUACUUUUGUAAUAAAAUAUAAUAUCUUAAUUUAUAAAA
Molecule: messenger RNA, 24402 nt
Organism: Coregonus sp. 'balchen'
Lineage: Eukaryota; Metazoa; Chordata; Actinopteri; Salmoniformes; Salmonidae
Source: the annotation of a GenBank genome assembly